Molecule: messenger RNA, 698 nt
Organism: Sorex fumeus (smoky shrew)
Lineage: Eukaryota; Metazoa; Chordata; Mammalia; Eulipotyphla; Soricidae
Gene: IFT43
Product: intraflagellar transport 43
Exons: 9
Coding region: 8-622 (204 amino acids)
Biological process (GO): intraciliary retrograde transport
Cellular component (GO): intraciliary transport particle A; cilium
Source: RefSeq, a predicted model, not a curated record
CGCGGCGAUGGAGGACCUGCUGGACUUGGGCGAGGAGUGGCUCCGCGGCUCGUCCUUCUCCAAGGCCAAGAUGGGUCGCCGAGCUCAACAGGAAUCGCCCCAAGUUGAGAAUCAUCUCAGCAGCAAGAAUUCUGCUCCGCUUGGAGAGACUCCCCCGCCCAAGCCCCCACGACGGCAAGGAGGCUGGGCAGAUGACUCCAUGAAGGUUUCUAAAUCUGGACGGAAAGCUUUUGAAGAAGUAGAAGAUCAGCGACUCAAAGAGCAGAGCCUGGACAGAUCCGAUGAUGGAGACAUCCCCGUCAUUCCGGAUCUGGAGGAGAUACAGGAGGAAGACUUUGUUUUGCAGGUGGCGGCCCCGCCCAGUGUCCAGGCAAACCGGGUCAUGACUUUCCGUGACCUGGACAACGACCUCACCAAGUAUGCUGCCUUCCAGACCCUGGACGACGAGAUCGAUCUGAAGCUCCUCACCAGGGUCCUGGCACCAGAGCACGAAGUCCGGGAGGACGACGUGAGCUGGGACUGGGAGCGGCUGUAUACAGAGGUGUCGUCCGAGCUCAUCUCCGAGUGGGACCAGCUGCAUGUGGAGAGGGAGGAGCCCGUGGGGCCCCCCACGCACGCCUGACGCCCAGCUGGGGGCCAGCAAAGCCGCCGAGAGAGAGUUUUCACGGGGACGGAGUGUUUUGUAAUAAAAGUCUAUU